This is a messenger RNA of Stegodyphus dumicola, 865 nucleotides long. It is a transcript of the gene Prosbeta1, whose product is annotated as proteasome beta1 subunit. The record is from RefSeq and is a predicted model, not a curated record. Lineage: Eukaryota; Metazoa; Arthropoda; Arachnida; Araneae; Eresidae. Gene Ontology annotation, molecular function: threonine-type endopeptidase activity. Gene Ontology annotation, cellular component: proteasome core complex; cytoplasm.
GGCAACUGUGAUUAGGCAGAAAGUGAAAAGAGCGGUACACAUUGUAGAAAUGUUGACUCAUGUAAUGAAUCCAGUAGUUAAUAAUAUGGAGUUUGAAAAUUCAGCUGAUUGGAUGAAUGCAGAACUUUCCACAGGAACUUCAAUCAUGGCAGUAGAAUUCAAUGGUGGUGUUGUGAUUGGCGCUGAUUCUCGAACAACAAUGGGGUCCUACAUUUCCAAUCGUGUGACAGAUAAAUUGACAAAAGUGACAGAUCAUGUCUACUGUUGCCGUUCAGGAUCAGCAGCUGACACGCAAGCUAUUGCAGAUGCAGUUAGAUAUCGAUUAGAUAUGCUUGGUAUGGAGUUGGGUGAACCAGUGACAGUAAAAACAGCAGCUAAUGACUUCAGACAAAUUUGUUACAAUUACAGAGAAUCCUUAAGUGCUGGUAUAAUUGUUGCAGGCUGGGAUAGAAAGCUUGGAGGCCAAGUAUAUAGUGUGCCUUUGGGAGGUAUGAUAUCCCGUGAAAGCGUUUGUAUUGGCGGUUCAGGUAGUGGAUAUAUUUAUGGCUUUAUUGAUGAACAUUAUAAGCCUGGUAUGGAUCAGAAGGCUUGCCAUGACUUUGUUGCACGUGCCUUGGCCCAUGCAAUGUGGAGAGAUGGAUCUAGUGGAGGUGUCAUUCGAAUAGGUAUUAUUACUGAAAAAGGCAUGGAGAGGCAUAUGAUUUCAGGAGAAAAUGUGCCUAAAUUUUACAUUGGAAAAUAAUUCUUAAUUUUGUAUAACUGUGCACUAUGUUAUAUGAAAAGAAUAGUUUUGUCUUUUUUUCUGGUGUAAUUCAUUUGUUUUGAUUUUCUGUGUGAUUCUUAAAAUAAUAUAUAUUUAAAUUAG